GGCGCCAGAGCCUACGCGCAGUCGCAGAGAGGAAAGCCACGGCAGCAGGCGAAGCGAGCCACAGCCUAGCCAGCCCUGGGCAAGAGGGAGGCGAGGGGAAGGGAAACCGAGGCAGGCGGCGGCGGCACCAGCUAAGAGCGCAGGGCGCACGCGCUUCUCGUUUCGUGUCCCAGCCGAGGGGAGGGGGAGGCACACAGCUUCGAGGAGGUCUGUACGGUCGAGGCGUGAGGCUGGCGGCCGAGGGUCCGGGCGCUGCGGGCGGCAUGGGAAGGGACGAGCUGCUACGGCGGAGCCUCGUGGCGCUGGCGGCGGCCGUGGCGCUCACGGGCCUGGCCACGGCGUCGCUGCGCAAGGCGGCGGCCACGUACGGCUUCGGCAUCCUCGCCAUCGCCGGCGUGCUGCUCCCGGACUGGGAGUUCUUCGACCGCGACUACUCCCAGUGGCUCACCCCCAUGCCCGCCUCCCGACGCACGGCAGCGGCCGCCGCCGCCGAGCGGGAGCACGACGUCUGGAAAUUCAAGCCCUAUCCUCUCAGGGUUGCCAUGCUGACGACGAUCUACGGGUUCGGUCUUUACAAGUGGUGGAUGUACGUAUCUAGCUAGUGGGUCCUCCUCUCCCCCCCUGCAUCUCUUCCCCUUAGCGAAGUCCCUUUUUCUUUUUAAGAAGAAAAAUACCAUGAUAGUGCCUUGUCAUAUCUCAGCCAUUCUUCACCGUGAUCAGAUGAGCCAGCCAUAUAGCCUGGCUAAUACGCUGCUGAUAUGAAAAAUCUUCAGAACCCCCCGACACAAGUUGAUGUAUGUAAUGUAACUAGCAGGUUUUGUAAUGUGCAAACGCCAAUCAUUUCAUAGCUGGAAACAUGAAUCUAGGUUUGAUUCUUUAUCC
Messenger RNA from Sorghum bicolor (sorghum), 882 nucleotides. Its product is annotated as signal peptidase complex-like protein DTM1. Lineage: Eukaryota; Viridiplantae; Streptophyta; Magnoliopsida; Poales; Poaceae. The coding region runs from base 264 to 602 and encodes 112 amino acids. Gene Ontology annotation, biological process: anther wall tapetum development. The record is from RefSeq and is a predicted model, not a curated record. The transcript has 2 exons. Gene Ontology annotation, cellular component: endoplasmic reticulum membrane; signal peptidase complex.